Heteronotia binoei (common prickly gecko) is the source of this 2490-nucleotide messenger RNA. It is a transcript of the gene GPR176, whose product is annotated as G protein-coupled receptor 176. The record is from RefSeq and is a predicted model, not a curated record. Gene Ontology annotation, molecular function: G protein-coupled receptor activity. The transcript is spliced from 3 exons. Gene Ontology annotation, cellular component: plasma membrane. Gene Ontology annotation, biological process: G protein-coupled receptor signaling pathway. Bases 647 to 2335 code for a protein of 562 amino acids. NCBI's taxonomy places the organism in Eukaryota, Metazoa, Chordata, Lepidosauria, Squamata, Gekkonidae.
GGCAGCUGCAAGUCAGCCCUCAGUUGCGAAGGCAAAGCAGCCAGCGGCAGUUAGUGCAGAAACCUUUGAGGAGUAGCUGAUAGUGAUACGUAAAUUUCUGCAGUCUGUGGAGCGGCACAAAUACAGAGCACGGAAGGGGGACGCUCUAUGGUGUCAUAAUCUUUGAAAAAACAUUUGCGCUUAAUUUGAAGGUGUACGGAUAGGAAGCCACAUGGGAUUGUUUUGGUUCACUGGAGACUGAAACUGCGCCGGCUUUAGAAUCACGAAGGGAGGGAUAUAUGAUUGGCGCUUCUUUUUUGCAAGGAUGUGAAAAAGCUAAGCAGAACCUCGAAAGGAGAAGAAACAGGACAAGUAUAAAUGGUCACCGAGUGGCCUCUUUUGAGGCAGGGAAGUUACAGUCAUCGAUGUGGAAAGGAUUGAUGGCAUGGGUUGCAUGUUGCCUUUAUUCAGGCGUGCAGCCGCGCAAUCACGCUGAGGACAAGCAGUGGCGCUGAAGAAGAAAGCGAUAUGGGACAAGUAAGUGCAGGGGUCGAUCAGCCCUCCCGCUGCCUCUCUUCCCUAGUCUUUCGCGAGGACAAUUCUUUAAAAGACUAAGACAGGCAAAGCGAGACUGGCCUUGCGUGAAUACAGAAUACGAUGAAGCUAAAUGUAUUUACAGAAGCAGUUUCUGUCUGCGCGAUGUGCAGAACGAGUGAACAGCCUGGGGUCUGUACGGCGUGAUAUGUUAGAUAAGAAGGAAGAACAAGACCUCGCCAUGGGGUACAACGCAAGCUGGGCUUCAAUCAACGAAAGUGAGCGGGUGCUCCCUCAGGCUCUCACUGGCGCUUUGAACGCAUCCAGCGGACACACUGUGGCGAUCAACAGAAGCUCCCAUGAGAUCGGAACUUUAGAAGAUGUGGAAUACAGAGAAGGACAAACCUAUAGACAUUUUGCUACCACAGUACAAAUUGUCAUCUUCAUAGGCUCUUUGCUAGGAAACUUCAUGGUCUUGUGGUCAACAUGCAGGACAUCGGUUUUUAAGUCCGUAACCAACCGGUUUAUUAAGAACCUGGCCUGCUCAGGGAUCUGUGCCAGCCUAGUCUGUGUACCUUUUGACAUCAUCCUCAAUGCUAGUCCACACUGCUGUUGGUGGAUUUAUACCAUGGCCUUCUGUAAGACCAUCAAGUUCUUGCACAAAGUCUUCUGCUCAGUGACCAUCCUGAGUUUUCCUGCCAUUGCUCUAGAUAGGUAUUAUUCAGUUCUGUACCCACUUGAAAGGAAAAUAUCAGAUGCCAGGUCUCGAGAUCUGGUGAUCUACAUCUGGGCACAUGCAGUGGUGGCAAGCAUUCCUGUAUUUGCUGUGACCAGUGUCUCGGAUAUUUACGCAAUGUCCUCUUGCACUGAACCUUGGAGUUACUCUAUUGGCCAUUUGGUAUAUGUAAUUAUUUACAAUAUUACCACUGUGAUAGUGCCGGUGGCUGUGGUGUUUCUCUUUAUGAUCCUUAUCCGGAAGGCCCUGAGUGCCAGCCAGAAGAAAAAAGUCAUCAUAGCUGCCUUAAGAACACCUCAGAAUACUAUUUCUAUUCCUUAUGCCUCCCAGAGAGAAUCUGAACUUCAUGCCAUGCUGCUGUCCAUGGUUAUGAUCUUUAUCUUCUGCAGUAUUCCCUAUAUGAUUUUGGUGAUUUACCGUAUUGUAUUGAGUUCUUCUGACCCUUCUGUGUUCUUGCUUCUCACUGCCAUCUGGCUGCCCAAAAUAUCACUGCUGGCCAAUCCUCUGCUUUUUCUGACUGUUAACAAAUCUGUACGUAAAUGCUUAGUAGGAACAAUUGUGCGGCUGCAUCGAAGAUACAGUCGGAGGAACAUCGUCAGUUCUGGAAGUACUGCAGAUGCCAGCUUGGAGCCUCAUGUCCAGUCUGGUAGCCAGCUACUGGAAAUGUUUCACAUUGGGCAACAGCAAAUUUUCAGACCUACAGAGGAUGAAGAAAAUGAAACAAAAUCCAUUGGUUCCAGUGAUUACCAGCAGAAAGAAAUCCCUACAACCAGCUUGGAUGUGGAACAGACUUUGGUUCAGAGGACUAUACCGCAUGCAGUUGCAGACUCUGCUGCACAAGUGGCUCCAGCUAUGCCAACAGAAGCAGAACUAGCCAGUGAAAAGUAUUCCAUGCAGUUAGGCUUUGGGCCCUUUGAGUUGCCUCCACAGUGGCUAUCAGAACAUCAGAACAGUAAGAAAAGACUAUUACCACCAUUGGGGAAUACUCCUGAGGAGCUAAUCCAGACAAAGCAGCCCAAGUAUAAAGCAGAAAGAAAAAUUAGUAGGAACAAUAAAGUCAGCAUCUUUCCAAAAGUGGAUUCCUAGUAAAAGCGGGAGCUGUGUGUGACAAGACACAACCCUGCUUCUUGCAUACAUGUGAUCCUAUGGAUCUGUAUUAUGUUGCAAUAUAUUAAAGGCUUAUUUUUGUGCCGAUUUAUGUAAAAACAAAAUGAAAACAUAAAGUGUUCCUUAUGAAUGGA